UGCAAGUGUAGGCAGGUGCACAGAAUUACAAAAACGCUGUAUUUAGAUUUGGUCAUCAGUUAAGUGCGAUGAAUGUUUACCCCUGUUCCGGAUGACUCACAUUGGGGCACUUUAUUUGAUGACGGCUGAUUACAGACUGUAAAAUUAUAUUAUUCUCAAUCAAGUAUUUGUGGACGGCUAUGCUGCCUGUAGUGGUGGUGCACGGAGGCGCUGGUCAUGUUCCCAAAGAAAGAGCUGAACUCUCUACUAUUGGUGUAAAGGAGGCAGUCAGGACUGGGUAUGCCAUCCUCCAGAAAGGUGGAAGUGCCAUGGAUGCUGUGGUUGAAGCAGUGGCCCUGAUGGAGAACAACCCGAGAUUCAAUGCAGGUCGGGGAUCAGUGCUAAAUGUGAAUGGGGAGGUGGAGAUGGAUGCAAUUGUAAUGGAUGGCAGGACUCUAGAAAGUGGAGCUGUUUCAGCGGUCCGAAGAAUUGCUAACCCAGUGCAACUUGCCAGGCUCGUCAUGGAGAAGACCACACACUUGUGUCUGACAGCUGAAGGGGCCUCUAAGUUUGCCAGAAGCAUGGGUGUACCGGAAGUGCCUGAGGAGUCAUUGAUCACAGACUAUGCCAAGAUGCGCUGGAAGAAGAAUCUGCAGCCAGAUGCCAACCCUGUGGAAUGCCAAAUGGGCAAGAUGGGAACAGUUGGUGCCGUAGCUGUGGACAAAGACGGGAACAUUGCUUGUGCCACAUCCACUGGUGGAAUGAUAAAUAAAAUGGAGGGUCGUGUGGGAGACACUCCGUGUGUUGGGUGUGGGGGCUAUGCAGAUAACAAUAUUGGGGCCGUCUCACCCACAGGCCAUGGGGAAGCUAUCAUGAAGGUCACGCUGUCUAGACUCAUUCUCUUCCACAUGGAGCAAGGCAAGACCCCAGAGGAAGCUGGUGACCUGGCCCUUACGUAUAUGAAGGAGCGAGUGAAUGGUCUUGGUGGGGUGGUGGUGGUAGAUCCAAAAGGAACCUGGGCAGCUCGGUUCAGCAGUUUACAGAUGUCAUGGGCCGCUGCCCAGCAGGGCGAACUCCACCAUGGACUAAAUCGUGGCGAACACUUUGUUGAGCCUGUAUAAA
Puntigrus tetrazona (Sumatra barb) is the source of this 1101-nucleotide messenger RNA. It is a transcript of the gene asrgl1, whose product is annotated as asparaginase and isoaspartyl peptidase 1. Lineage: Eukaryota; Metazoa; Chordata; Actinopteri; Cypriniformes; Cyprinidae. Gene Ontology annotation, molecular function: asparaginase activity. Bases 180 to 1100 code for a protein of 306 amino acids. The record is from RefSeq and is a predicted model, not a curated record. The transcript is spliced from 7 exons.